Messenger RNA from Pogonomyrmex barbatus (red harvester ant), 1257 nucleotides. RefSeq lists its product as uncharacterized. The record is from RefSeq and is a predicted model, not a curated record. Lineage: Eukaryota; Metazoa; Arthropoda; Insecta; Hymenoptera; Formicidae.
CUCCGAUAUAGAUGAUGAUGAUUGUACAAAUGUUAUAGAUGAUAAAGUAAAACCUUCCUUUGAUAAAUUUGGGAUUUCAGCUGGUAUUAAGGAGAAAUGUUUCAUGCUUCAAUUAAAAGUAAUAGCAUUCAACAGGAUGGUUAAGGUAAAUGGUGGUCGUAAUCUUUCAAAUGAAUAUUGGGAAGAAUUUUGGGAGAAAAAACUUGAUGAGAUGACUAAAUCUAAGGAAAAAAUAACUCAGAACUCUCCUGAAAAUGAGAAUAUAAAAACAAAUCAAUCUGAGGCCGAAAAAAGUAAAAAAUAUAUCAAGCAGAUGGAUAAGUGGUUUAGAAAUGCCGCAAUUAUGGGUCUGGUGAAAAUCAAUAAGAUUUCAUUACAGGAUUUAAUUGGUUCAAACAAUGAAAAUUCAUCAGAGAAAGAAAAACUGGAAGUCUUGCAUGAAACUGCAUCCAACAAGCAUGUAAUGGACGAUGAUAAAUAUGUGGAAUCAGUUCCUCUUCGUGAGGAUCCUGAAAUCUAUAUUCACCCGUUACAAAUGGGAAUAGAUAAAAAAAAGUUCAAAGAUAUAGAUUUUACUCCAUCUCGUAUUGGCAAGAAGACAAUAAUGACGCCGCAAGCAUAUUUUAUCGAUGCGACUGACGAUAGUUCCUUUGAGUUUGUAAAAAGAAAUGACAGUACAACAUAAUAUAUUUUGUUAAAAAUGUGCACAAUGUUCUGUUUACUAUGUGCAUUAAAUAAUAAUAUAGAUAUAAGAAUUAGAUAUGCAAAAGUAGUAGCAAUAUUAUAAAUAAUAAUAAAUUAUAUUAAUACGUUUAAUAUCAUUAAUUACUCAUAAGACAUUUGUAAAGACUGAAAAAAAUUUCAAAAUAUAAGUGUCAAAGGUUAUCAUGUGUAAAAGAAUAUCAUGAAAUAUAAAAUUGCUGUAGGAAUGUAUUUGUCAAGAUAGAUAAUAGUGUACAUAGAUAAAAAAGUAAAGCAAAUUCAAUAUACUUUUGAAAAAAACUUUGAAUUAAACUUUGAAUAAAACUUUGAAUUAAAAAGACAUAUUCAAAGGCUCACUGCGUUCAAAUAUUGCAUGGAGUAAUAACGUAUUCUAUUACAUAUAUGUUAAAUAAAUGACUAAGAUAUUAGUGAUAUUUUUUUGAAAAUAUAAAGAUAAAAAAAAAGGUUUCUCACCAUCAGCAUGAAACUGUUCAACAAACAUAUAAUGGACGAUAAUAAAAGUGAAAAAUUAUGAAUUAAAAUAAACUAUAUAUU